This is a messenger RNA of Schistocerca piceifrons (Central American locust), 1018 nucleotides long. RefSeq names its product macrophage mannose receptor 1-like. The transcript has 5 exons. The coding region runs from base 1 to 960 and encodes 319 amino acids. The record is from RefSeq and is a predicted model, not a curated record. NCBI's taxonomy places the organism in Eukaryota, Metazoa, Arthropoda, Insecta, Orthoptera, Acrididae.
AUGGGCUACGCGCGCUUCGGCGCCAGCCUGUACAAGCUGCACUCGGAGGCUCUGGACUGGGAGGGGGCGCGCAGGGCGUGCGCCAGCGAGGGCGCCCACCUGGCCGUCGUCCACUCCAGCUACGAGGCCUCCGUUCUCCAGCGGCUGUUCGGGGCGCGCCUGCUCUACAAGGACUCGCCGCGCGCCGACUUCGCCUUCAUCGGAUUCCACGACCAGUUUAACGAGGGCCAGUACCUCACAAUUUACGGAGAACCUCUGUACACGCUGGAUUACUCUCGCUGGUGGUCGAAGGGUCCGGACAACGUGGGCCAGAAUUUCAUGGGAAAUCCAGGGGAAGACUGUGGGGCCAUUCACAGGGACGGCGGACUCAAUGAUCUCCCGUGUGGCCAGAAAAAUGCAUUCUUCUGUGAAGUGGAAACCAGCGAGUAUCUAUCACCUGCUGGCAUCGACUACAGCGCUGGAGCAUACAUUGGGUUCGAGGCCGUACCGAAACCACUUCCUGGACGAGUUCAACGAAAAAGACCUGGACCGGGUUACGAGUUGUUCCCAGGAGUGGGUUUCUACAAGUUCCAUACUACAACAGAUACGUGGGAAAAUGCACGCCGCAAGUGCGAAGCAGAAGGCGGCCACUUAGCCAUUAUCAAUUCUGAAAUGGAAGCUUCAACGCUGCAGACCAUAUUCAAGAGGCAUCCUGUCAUACAUGACACAGUAUGGAAUGACUUCGCACUGGUUGGAUUCCACGAUCAGUUUAAUGAGGGGCAGUAUGUCACUAUAUACGGUGAGCCAUUAUCAACUACAGGCUACCAUCGUUGGUGGUCUGUGAGCAGUCCUGACAACCUGGGCUAUAGCAGCAUAAGUGCAGGUGAAGACUGUGGUUCUGUUCAUCGCAAUGGUGGCUUGAAUGACAUUUCGUGCUACAUGAAACAUGCUUUUUUCUGUGAGCAGGAGUUGCUGGAAUAAGUUUUCACGGUUAAUUUAUGUAAAAAAGAGAGCUAUCUCACGUUUUCACUGGUGUUGG